UUUUUUUGCUUCUGUUCCUGUUGUUGAUGCUGUUUCAUGGGAAACGUGCUGAAAAAUAAGCGGGUUCAAUAAAUUUUGAGAUUGAAAGUCAGGGAAAGACAAGAACUUUAUGAGCUCCGAUUGUUGUUAUAGGUCGAUCGUUUCUGGGUUUGUGGGUUUAAGUUGAGUUAUGAAGUGGGUGUUGGAAAUUUUGGGUCUUGAUCAGUUUGUUAGCAACUUUUGAGGUUGUAAAUAUGGAGGUUCUAGGUUGGAAGUUUUGAUUUUGGGAUUGUUUUAGGGUUUAGGGUUAGGUUUCUGGUAGUUGAUGGUGAUCAAUUUGAGGUUUUGAGAAGGGGGUUAGUAAUCAUAGGUGUUUUUUUGUGUUUUUGAGAAUGUUGUCGGAAUUAGGAAGGAGGCCAAUGCUCGGAGGAAACGAGGGUUCCUUUGGUGAUGAAUUCGAGAAGGAGAUAGGGAUGCUGCUGAGGGAGCAGCGUAGGCAAGACGCUGAUGAUCGCGAAAGUGAGCUGAAUAUAUAUAGAAGUGGAUCAGCACCUCCCACUGUGGAGGGUUCUUUGAAUGCGGUCGGUGGGUUGUUUGCUGGCGGCGGUGGCGGCGGGGGCAGCGGUGGCGGCGGUGGCAGUGCUGGUGCCGCCUUUUCGGAGUUUCCUGGAGCUAGGAAUGGAAAUGGGUUCGAGUCCGAAGAGGAGCUUAGGUCUGAUCCUGCUUAUAUUCAAUACUAUUACUCGAAUGUGAACUUGAAUCCGCGGCUUCCACCUCCUUUGCUGUCGAAGGAGGAUUGGAGGUUUGCACAAAGGAUGAAAGGAGGAGGGAGUUCAGUGUUGGGUGGGAUAGGAGACAGGAGGAAAGUAAAUAGGGUUGAUGAGGCUAGCGGAAGAUCGCUGUUUUCGAUGCCGCCAGGUUUCAACUCAAGGAAACAAGAGGGUGAGACCGAGUCGGACAAAGUGCGUGGCUCAGCAGAGUGGGGUGUUGAUGGACUGAUUGGUCUGCCAGGUGUAGGACUUGGUAACAAACAAAAGAGCCUUGCCGAUAUCUUUCAGGAUGACUUGGGUCGUGCAGCUCCUGUUUCUGGGCAUCCUUCUCGUCCAGCAAGCCGUAAUGCAUUUGAUGACAAUGCAGAAUCUGUUGGUUCGGCCGAAUCUGAUCUAGCUCAUUUGUGCCGUGACUUGAUGACUUCUGAUGCUCUACGAUCUAGUGCAAAUGGCCAGGGCUCAUCUGCAGCACAAAGUAUGGGCCCGCCUUCAUCAUAUUCGUAUGCUGCAGCUCUAGGUGCUUCCUUAUCAAGAAGCACCACUCCUGAUCCUCAAGUUGUCGCUAGGGCUCCUAGUCCUUGCCUCACACCUAUUGGAGGAGGAAGGGUUGGUGCUUCAGAAAAGAGAGGCAUUAGUAGUCCAAGUUCCUUCAAUGGUGUCUCAUCUGGCAGGAAUGAGUCUGGGGAUCUGGUGGGCGCAUUUUCCGGCAUGAACUUGUCUGCAAAUGGUGUAAAAGAUGAUGAGAGCCAUUUGCCAUCACAGAUUAAGCAAGAUGUAGAUGAUCACCAGAAUUAUCUGUUUGGUCUUCAAGGUGGCGAGAAUCAUGCCAGGCAGCUUGCAUACCUCAAGAAGUCUGAAUCUGCGCAUAUGCACAUGCCUUCUGCUCCACACUCUGCAAAAGGUUCAUACACAGAUUUGGGUAAGAGCAAUGGCGGUGGGUCAGAUUCCUCUGAUAGGCAAGUUGAACUGCAAAAGUCUGCUGUUUCUUCGGGUAACUUGUACUCAAAAGGAUCUCCCGCAUCCAAUCUUAAUGGUGGGGGUGGCUUGCAUCAUCAGUAUCAGCAAGUGGAUCAUGCAAACUCACCAUUUCCUAACUAUGGAUUAAGUGGGUACUCUAUGAAUCCAGCGUUGGCGUCCAUGGUGGCUAGCCAACUUGGCACUGGUAAUCUUCCACCCUUGUUUGAAUCAGCUAUGGGAUCCCCUGGAAUGGAUUCAAGAGUGCUUGGAGGCCGUAUGUCCUCUGGACCAAACCUAGCAGCUGUUGCAAAUGAAUCACUUAAUCUUGGUGGCUUGGGGAGUCCGAUUGCAGGGAGCGGUCUUCAGGCUCCCUUUGUUGAUCCUAUGUAUCUUCAGUACUUGAGGACAUCUGAGUAUGCUGCAGCACAGCUUGGUGCUCUUAAUGAUCCUUCUGUGGAUAGGAACUACUUGGGUAAUUCGUACAUGAAUUUACUUGAACUUCAAAAGGCGUAUCUUGGAGCCUUGCUGUCACCACAAAAGUCACAGUAUGGUGUUCCUAUGGUUGGCAAGUCUGGUGGUCCUAAUCAUCAGGGGUAUUAUGGAAAUCCUGCAUUUGGUCUAGGCAUGUCUUAUCCUGGAAGUCCUCCUGUUAUUCCUAACUCUCCAGUUGGACCAGCUACUCCUAUGAGGCACAAUGAACUCAAUAUGUGUUAUCCCUCUGGGAUGAGGAAUUUAGCUCCCUGGCACCUGGAUGGUGGAUGUAACAUAGAUGAAAGUUUUGCUUCUUCACUCUUAGAAGAAUUUAAGAGCAACAAAGCCAAGUCUUUUGAACUUUCAGAGAUCGGCGGACAUGUUGUGGAGUUCAGUGCGGAUCAGUAUGGGAGUCGUUUUAUUCAACAAAAACUUGAAACUGCCACUACAGAAGAGAAAAACAUGGUUUAUCAAGAAAUCAUGCCUCAAGCUCUUGCUCUAAUGACUGAUGUGUUUGGUAAUUAUGUGAUUCAAAAGUUUUUUGAGCAUGGACUUCCACCUCAGAGAAGGGAAUUGGCCAACAAGCUUUUCAGUCAUGUACUGACACUUAGCCUUCAAAUGUAUGGUUGUCGGGUGAUCCAGAAGGCAAUAGAAGUUGUUGAUCUGGACCAAAAGAUCAAAAUGGUUGAAGAACUUGACGGUCAUGUCAUGCGCUGCGUACGUGAUCAGAAUGGGAACCAUGUCAUCCAGAAGUGUAUUGAAUGUGUCCCUGAAGAGGCCAUUCGUUUUAUUGUGUCAACAUUUUUUGAUCAAGUCGUGACCCUUUCAACCCAUCCAUAUGGGUGUCGUGUGAUACAGAGAGUUCUUGAGCACUGCAAAGAUGAGAAUACAGAGAGUAAAGUUAUGGAUGAGAUUCUAGGAGCUGUUAGCAUGUUGGCACAAGAUCAGUAUGGCAAUUAUGUCGUUCAGCAUGUGCUGGAGCAUGGAAAACCGCAUGAGCGCUCUGCUAUCAUAAAAGAAUUAGCUGGGAAAAUAGUCCAAAUGAGCCAGCAGAAGUUUGCGUCCAAUGUAGUAGAGAAGUGUUUAACUUUUGGUGGUCCUGCUGAGCGUGAAUUGCUAGUGAAUGAGAUGCUUGGCACUACUGAUGAAAAUGAGCCUCUUCAGGCAAUGAUGAAGGAUCAAUUUGCGAACUAUGUUGUACAAAAAGUGUUGGAGACUUGUGAUGACCAACAACGUGAACUGAUUCUUUCCCGAAUUAAAGUUCAUUUGAAUGCAUUAAAGAAAUACACUUAUGGAAAGCAUAUUGUUGCUCGUGUAGAAAAACUUGUUGCUGCUGGGGAAAGGAGAGUUGCUCAGUCUGCUCAGCACCCUGCUUAGGCGGUGUAGGAAAAUAAAGUUGCUUGUACAGCUAACUGAGGCUAGUGUGUGUUUUCCCUCCCUUCGUUGUCGUCUCUCUCCCUCGUAUCUAGAGCUACGACCAACUCUGCCUAUCUUUCCGAAGACAGGUACGAGGCGGUUUGAAAAUAAAGUUGUUGCUAUGUACUGGAAAACUGUACAUUGUGUAGUUUUAAAGCUUAUACGUAGAGUCGAAGCUGGCUGUGCGUUCAGGUGAUGAACACAUCUGAUGCCCCCUGCAGAGGAGAUAAAUGACUACAAGUUUUUUAAGGGUGUAAAAAAUGAUUAAUGGUGAGGUAGUUUAUAUGUCGACGUGACUGUACAAAUGUUGCCAUGUGGAGAGCUGUUCAUGAUUAGGCGAGGCCACAGUUUUUUCUUAUGAAGUGUAUCGUAAUGACUUUUUUUUUUUUAUCACAUAAAGUACAGUUUUCUAUGGAAGUAUAAUGUUUCAUUGCUAUA
Molecule: messenger RNA, 4031 nt
Organism: Pyrus x bretschneideri (Chinese white pear)
Lineage: Eukaryota; Viridiplantae; Streptophyta; Magnoliopsida; Rosales; Rosaceae
Product: pumilio homolog 1
Exons: 9
Coding region: 372-3554 (1060 amino acids)
Biological process (GO): post-transcriptional regulation of gene expression
Cellular component (GO): cytoplasm
Molecular function (GO): mRNA binding
Source: RefSeq, a predicted model, not a curated record